UUGAAAUCUCCUCCAGUUAUUUAAUUGUCUAAAAGUUGCCUAUAGACUCUCUACUUCUUUCCUGUUCUUUCUCCCAUUUUCCCCUCUCUUUAGAUUUUCUGUUCAUCUGCAGACACAAAGUUUGGUUUUGGUCUGAACCUUUUCACUUACCAGAAUUUGGGUAGUCUUUAAUUCUUGAAAAUACAUCUGAAAAGCUUCCAAACACUAAUUUCCUUCUUUUUCUUGUGCUAAAUUCAAAAGGGUAUGUCCUGAAUUAGUUGUAAGAGAUAGGAGUUGAGUUAUAUUAGUAAUAAAGAUGAAGAUCCAGUGUGAUGUAUGUGAGAAAGCUCAAGCUACUGUAAUUUGCUGUGCUGAUGAGGCAGCUUUGUGUGCUAAAUGUGAUAUUGAAGUUCAUGCAGCAAAUAAACUGGCAAGUAAGCAUCAGAGGCUUCAUCUUCAGUGCCUCUCUAACAAGCUUCCUCCUUGUGAUAUUUGCCAAGAUAAAGCAGCCUUCAUCUUCUGUGUUGAGGAUAGAGCUCUCUUUUGCAAGGACUGUGAUGAAGCAAUUCAUUCUGCCAGCAGCCUUGCUGCAAACCACCAGCGCUUCCUAGCCACUGGAAUUCGAGUAGCCUUGAGCUCAAGCUGUAAUAAGGAUGCAGUAAAAACCCAAUUGGAGCCACCGCAACCACCUCAGCAGAAUUCUCAACAAGUUAGCCUGAAAAUGCCUCCACAUCAAUUGUCCGGUAUCACAUCACCAUCUUGGCCAGUUGAUGAUUUACUAGGAUUUCCAGAUUAUGAUUCGUCUGACAAGAAGGAGCUACUUGAGCUAGGUGAACUUGAGUGGUUGGGAGACAUUGAUCUCUUUGGUGAACAAACAGCAGCUGAAGUACCCGAGCUAUCAGUAUCUCAGUCGAGCAACACACAUAAUAUUUACAAGCAAACCAGAUAUCAAAUGUCUUACAAGAAGCCCAGAAUUGAAAUCCCAGAUGACGAUGAGUAUUUUACAGUUCCAGAUCUUGGUUGAACUCCAAUGUUGUGAGAUUUAUUUAAACGCUUAAGUGUGCUUGCAUGUACUACUAAACCAGUGCACUCAUAUGGUCAACAGAUAUGUUUAGUAGUAAGUACUAAGUAGAAGAAACAUUGUUCUGCUUUAGAUAGUCUUUAUCUUGUGUAAUUUCGCCUCUCAGGUUGCAUCAGCUUCUUAUUCUUAAGUCUACAAUCAAUUCACCUUAAAACACAGUGAGGCGUUCUUGGA
Molecule: messenger RNA, 1234 nt
Organism: Nicotiana tabacum (common tobacco)
Lineage: Eukaryota; Viridiplantae; Streptophyta; Magnoliopsida; Solanales; Solanaceae
Source: RefSeq, a predicted model, not a curated record